Messenger RNA from Adineta ricciae, 222 nucleotides. The record is from the annotation of a GenBank genome assembly. NCBI's taxonomy places the organism in Eukaryota, Metazoa, Rotifera, Eurotatoria, Adinetida, Adinetidae.
AUGAAGGAUUCCUGGUGCGCGAAGAGUAUCGCAGCAAAUGAAGAUCUAAACUCGUCGGAUGAACAACAAGGCCAACAAGAGUCGGGUCAAAGUGCUGCCGUCGCUCCAGUUGGACAUGCAGGUAUAUCAUACACAUCUCAAUAUACGAGUACUUUUGGCUGCUUUAACAUUCUUCCUAAUUGCAUUAAAGAAUUCAGAAUGAGAAUCGAAAACCAGAUAUAA